GUCUUCUCCUCCGACGCUCCCAGCUCCGAGCCUGAAAGAACAUAUUUUGCUGCAUAGACACUACAAAGUCUGCCAUGAAGAAAUCCAGAAAUACUGAGUUCAAAAAGGAGGCAGAAAAUUAUCUGUGCAGCCAGUAUGAACAGAAGAUCCGUCCCUGUAUUGACCUCAUUGAUUCACUGAGAGCCCUUGGUGUGGAAAAGGACUUGGCGUUGCCAGCAAUUGCUGUGAUUGGAGAUCAGAGCUCUGGAAAAAGUUCAGUUCUAGAGGCCUUGUCGGGAGUUGCCCUUCCUAAAGGCAGUGGGAUUGUUACCAGAUGCCCUUUGGAGCUCAAGAUGAAAAAAAAUAAUAAACAAAAAUGGAAGGGGAAAAUUAUGUAUCUAGAAACAGAGGUGAAACUGGAAGAUUCAUCAGAGGUGGAAGAUGCAGUUAGGAGAGCCCAGAAUGCAAUAGCUGGUGAAGGACUGGAUGUUAGCGACAAAUUAAUUACCCUGGAAAUUAGUUCUCCAGAUGUUCCAGAUCUCACGUUAAUUGAUCUUCCAGGAAUUACAAGAGUGGCAGUAGGCACUCAACCACCAGACAUCGGCAAACAGAUCAUGACAUUAAUUAAGAGAUAUAUUACCAAACAAGAAACCAUCAAUUUGGUUGUGAUUCCAAGUAAUGUUGAUAUUGCUACUACAGAGGCAUUGAAAAUGGCUCAAAUAGUAGAUCCCGAAGGAGAGAGAACACUUGGUAUUCUAACCAAGCCUGAUUUGAUUGAUGAAGGAACUGAGAACGAGACCGUUGAUAUUGUCCGGAAUCAAAGAGUGCCUCUGAAAAAGGGAUACAUGAUUGUUAAAUGUCGUGGGCAGAGUGACCUCACUAAUAAACUGAGCUUGGAAGAUGCAGUCAAGAAAGAGAGAGAAUUUUUUGAAGAGCACAAGUUUUUCAGCCGUCUUUUGAAAGAAGGCAGAGCUACCAUCCCAUUUCUGGCAGAAAGACUUACACAAGAGCUCACUAAACACAUUCAGAAAACACUGCCAACUUUAGAACAGCAAAUAGUAACCAGCCUUGAAGAAACUUAUCAAAACCUUAAGCAGUAUGGUGAAAGUGUUCCUGAAUCCUUGGAGGAAAAGAAAUAUUUUUUUGUAGAAAAAAUCAACGCUUUUAAUGAAGACCUCUUAAAAAUUGUACAUGGAGAAGAGGAUGUAAAACAUUUAACCAAGAGAACAAUUACAGAUAUUCGAAAGGCAUUUAAUGAAUGGCAAGAUACAAUUAAUGAAAAUAAUGAAGAAAUGAAUAAAAUAAAAUCCAGGAACAAUAGAACUGGGAAUAUUGAAUAUAUCCGUGGUAGAGAACUUCCAGGGUUUGUCAAUUUCAAAACCUUUGAGAUCGCUAUAAGAAAGCAAAUUCAACAACUAGAAUGUCCAGCAAAUGCAGUGUUGAAGGAAGUUGCAGAACUUGUGCGGAAUGCAUUUUUGAAACUUGCUAUCCAACACUUCAGUAGUUUCUAUGCUCUCUGCAGAUCUGCUCAGGGCAAAAUUGAGGAAUUAAAGAGCACACAAGAAGAGAAAGCAGAAAAUAUGAUACGCACUCAAUUUGAACUGGAAAAUAUAGUAUACUGCCAGGACACUAUUUAUCGUGAAGAUUUUGGAACUGUAAGAGCGAAAAAAAUCUCUUCUAAUGAAAAUGAUUCUGAUGAAAAUGAUUCUGAUGAAAAUGAUUCUGCAAAAGAGUGCUCAGUGGAGGAAAUGCUUUACCAUGUGGCUGCCUACUUUAAAAGUGUAAAAGUCCGGCUUGGUACUCAGAUUCCUUUGAUCAUACAGUUAUACAUGUUCAAGGAUUUUGCUGAGAGGUUACAGAAAGCAAUGUUGCAGCUUUUGCAAAACGGAGAUCAGUUGGAAGAUCUCUUUCAUGAGGAAGAGGAUAUUGUCAACAGAAGGAAUUAUUUUAAAGAAAGAAUUGAACGACUUCAUAAAGCUCAAAAACUUUUGAAAAAGUUCUAAUAUUUGUAUAUAAAUAUUUCUAAAUAAAAAGUUCUGGUAGCAGCUCUGUUUCGGUUAGAUGGGUGUAUUAAGGGUAUUUGUAACUUAUGUUUAACAUUUGUAAUAUUAUUCAGUGAUGUUGCUGAGCUUCAAUAGUGCAUUUAGAACCACAAUUGGCAAAGAAAACUGAAGAUAAUUGGAAUUUGUAUUUGCCUAUAUUACAUUCACAUUAUAAAUCACUGUUAGUUACUAUGGACCUUUCCAUGCUAUUGAGCCAAUAUGCUAUCUGUCCAUGUGCUACAACUAUAUUAGCAUAAUGUCUGCUGUCCCCAGUGCAUUAUGUUCAAAACAGCAGAAAUAACCUUCUUCCCCCAGUUCCAAGGUUGUAAGAGGAAUAAAUCUAUCUUCAGCACACUUCCAUCAUUUUUACACUCCUUUUUGUGUGUAGUCUAUAUACAUUGUAUUGUAACCCAAGCUGAAGAAAGGUUAAAAGAUAGAAAGAGAACCAAAUCAUAAACUAUUUAGGGUUUCUCUUCCUUUUUCACUGUAUACGCAACAAAUAUUGAUAAGCUCCUUCAUGUAAAUGAGAGGUGAGGUGGGAUGGGGAAAGGUAUUGGUUCUAUCAUUCAACAUUGGAACAGCCUCCCACUUCAAAAUCAAAGGGCCCUCAUCUUUUUAGCAUUCCUGAAGGCCGUGAAGAUCUGGCUCUUCCCCUAGCAUUGAGUUAAGGAGGUGGUUCAGCAAGGAGGUUGAUAGCUGGUUGAUAUGCUGUCUAGUAAAAAAAGGUUUGUUUCAUUUUAUUCUGCUUUAAUGUGAGCCACCUAGGAUCACUAUGUAAGGCAGUUGGCCAUACAAGUAGUUUAAAUAAAUAAACAACCCAGCCAUUUAAAUUGUUAUGCUAGUUAACCUCAAUAUCAUUUCACAUUUAUCAAGUUCUGGAAAAUGGAUUAUUUCAUGAGCCACUGUGUUCUACUAUUUUAGGACAGAGUAGCAGAAGGGCAACAGGUAAUGCUGACCUGAGACUGAAGAGAAGUUGGUGUGUCUAUUACCUGAAAGGGCAGUUAGUAUCUCUGUGGUACAAUCUGCCACUGCUCAUCUCUGCAUAAUGACUUGUGAACCAUAACAUGUUAUGCACCCUGGGAGAAAAUGCUAUGUUAACACUGGAAUAGCUAAGAAUGUCUUAACACUGACUCACUCAUGGUGUUGGGGCUAAUUGAAACCAGUAUCAUAAGGAGAAAACACACUGCUGAGGCAUGCAUUUAUCAUGGUAGGACCACUGGAGAAGGGCCAUAAGUUUUUAUUUCUUCAUAGUAGAUACACCCACAUGGUUGUGUUAUCUGUCACAAUGCAUAUUCUUAUUUCUAAAUGGGAAGUAUGGUACAUUAUUACAUUUUCUUAAUCUUCAGGAUCUAAUUUUUUUUAGCAUAUAGCCUGGGAAGUAAAUAUAUAGGCUAAAUGUCAAUGGAGACUCAAUUAUCCAGGGCAAAAGUGUUUUAAAAAGUUAAAUCAAAGUACUAUACCUGUAUAUCAGUAUAACUAAUUUAAUCUUUUAAAAUGUAGGCUAAGCAGAUCAACAGGGUUCAGGUGAAAUAGAAUACUGCAGUUCUCUACUUGCUUCUCUGAGGAGUCCUAUUGAUUUCAGUGGAUCCUAUCAGUACUCACGUGUAGGAGUUUAAGUUAUAUUUGAUUAGCAGAUCAGCAACAAUAUAAUUACAUUUCUAUUUACUAAAUUUUAUUAAGUUUCAUUAGAAGAUCAAAAUAUAGAAGGAACAAACAUUAGAAAAAGAAAAGUAAGAAGAGAUCAAAGAAAUGACUUCCAACUUUUUUUCUGUGCAAUACUGUAGAUUGCCAAAAUAAUAAAAAAUCUCAAUGUUUUCAGUGCCUUCUUGAGGUUGCUUGUAUUGUAUGUCACCCUAGCCCUUAGUACCACUUUGCACCUCUGAUAUCUCCUUAGUGCAAAAAUUUACUAUAAGGAACAUGUAAACUUCAUUACUGUCUUCAGAUUGGUAAUGAAAAUUCAUACAGGAUAAAACAUUAAGCAGAAUUCAGUAACAAAAAUCACAGAUUGACAUUACAUCUGAGAAAUGUGCAUAGAAACAUAAUAUGAAUAUUCCAGAGCAAUCUUUGUAAUUUGAAUUCAGUUAUUCUAAUGAACAUUCCAGUAAGAUCUGCAACAUACAGUAUUUCCACCAAAAAUAUUACCUGAAAUUAAACAAUUUAUUGCAUGAAAUGUGUUUUUGCAGUAAGAAAUAAAAACCUGUACAUUCAUCUUUUAAGGUUACAUUUAGGAGAACAAAAGUAGAAUACACUAUGUUGAAAUUGUGGAGACUUUGUAAUAUGCUUGGCAAUCCUGAACAUUGUGCAAAUUAGUGCAUGUGGUCUCAACCUGUGGUCUGCGAACCCCUGGGGGGCAUGAUGUCAUCACAGGAGGUCCAAAGGCUUGAGAAAAAUGUUAUGAUUUAAAUCUUGGGGGUCCAUGGUGAAAAGGUUGAGAACCAUUUGUUGUAUAUAGUUUAUCAUUAACAUAGUAAAAUACAGCCAGGUAGUCAAUUUUAGCCAAUAAAGCAGAAUUAAAUAAUUAAUGGUAUAAUGGGAAUGGCUUUGCUUUUAUGCAUGUGUAACUGUCAUGUAACUUUGUAACCAGCCAGCAAUUCUUUUUGUUUCCUGUAGUAAAUUGUAUAAAAGUAGCUCUGCCCGACUUCUGGUGUGUUCGUUGGGUGUGAAACCUAGAGGUUUCUCCCUCUUCUGUUUUCAAUAUAGAAAUAAAGUUUUGUCUUUUCUCAAUCUUGUGUGGACACUGACUUUUUCACAACGGAUUCGCCUAAUUACCCAGGCUUUUGGCCAACUGGGAAUAUCCACAAUUUUCCUUCAAAUCUCCCAGCUGAAAGUGGGGAAUUGGAUAGUAGGAAAUACAUGUUAUAUGUAUCAACCCAUCAAGCAAAGAACACAAUUAAAAGAGAAAAAGAAUUGCAAAUUCUUGUGGCCAGUAUGAAUUUGUGGACUUGACAGGGCUUGUAAAUUGAAGCUGCACAGUGGCUAAAAGCACUGCAGCUGCCUUGUAAUUAGCCUUAACUAAGCCAUUUCCUCUCAACCAUCCCACCCUAUCCAAAUCUGCAACCUGAGAAUAAUAACACUGACUAAGGAAAUGGCAACCAGGGAAUUUUAAGUGGCAACCAGGGAGAAGAAUUUUCUUUAAUGAAGCUGUAGAGUCA
This is a messenger RNA of Pseudonaja textilis, 5173 nucleotides long. The record is from RefSeq and is a predicted model, not a curated record. Lineage: Eukaryota; Metazoa; Chordata; Lepidosauria; Squamata; Elapidae.